Messenger RNA from Dentiscutata heterogama, 400 nucleotides. NCBI's taxonomy places the organism in Eukaryota, Fungi, Glomeromycota, Glomeromycetes, Diversisporales, Gigasporaceae. The record is from the annotation of a GenBank genome assembly.
GGUCUGUGUCAAUAUCGUUGAGUACGUUCAAGAGUUUCAACAUCAUGGAGAGUUGGUGGAGAAGUAUGAAAUACCUUAUUCUCAUAAUGAGAAUAAUCAGGCUCUUGCUGAAUUGGCAGAAUUAUUAUCAAAAGUUAAUAAAAUUAUAGUUCAAGAUAAUAAAAAGAUUAUCUGUAAAGAAUAUAAUGCUAUUUUCAAUAAAUUGACAAGUGAACAAUUAGAUGAACACCUAAAAACUCAUACGUUACUUCUGGUUUUAAGAUCUAUACAAUCAUGUAGUACAUCAGCAUUCCUUAGUGUGCCAGCCAGUAGUGUAAAUGAUAUGUUUGAUAAAAAGGAGCAUGGUCGUGCUUUGAGAAUAUUUUACAGUGGUCUAUUGCUAGGGUUCAUGAUUGGAUCG